This is a messenger RNA of Capsicum annuum, 1836 nucleotides long. Its product is annotated as SUPPRESSOR OF GAMMA RESPONSE 1. Gene Ontology annotation, cellular component: nucleus. NCBI's taxonomy places the organism in Eukaryota, Viridiplantae, Streptophyta, Magnoliopsida, Solanales, Solanaceae. The record is from RefSeq and is a predicted model, not a curated record. Gene Ontology annotation, molecular function: transcription cis-regulatory region binding; DNA-binding transcription factor activity. Gene Ontology annotation, biological process: regulation of DNA-templated transcription. The transcript is spliced from 6 exons. The coding region runs from base 212 to 1522 and encodes 436 amino acids.
UGUUUAGUCGUCACAGAAUCCAAAGAAAUAGCACAUUUUUAAUAAUUUAAAAAAUAAAAAUUAUCUGAAAAAAUAAUUAAAAAUUAAAAUAAGUGGGAAACUAUAAAGAAACCACUAGUACUGUACUUUUUGCAACAUUCUAAGAUACCUCAAAAAGGAAAAAAGAAUCAUCAAAGGGUUUUUGUAUGCUAUUUGAUCUCAUCAUUUUACAAUGGCUAGGCCGUCAUGGUUAGUUGACAGUAAGAGGAUUGCAACAAAAAUUAAGAGUGCAUCGGGUGAUCCCGGAACAGUGAAUUGGAAGAGCAACCCUACAAAAGCUUGCCCGAAGUGCCAGUUUGUCAUUGAUAAUAAUGACGUCAGCCAUGACUGGCCAGGAUUGCCAAGAGGUGUAAAAUUUGAUCCAACUGAUCAAGAGAUUAUUUGGCACUUGCUUGGAAAAGUCGAAGGUGGAAAUCGGAAUUCCCAUCCUUUUAUUGAUGAGUUCAUUCCAACUGUUAACGAGGAUGAUGGAAUCUGCUAUACGCAUCCUCAAAAUUUACCAGGUGUUAAGCAGGAUGGAAGUGUUUCACACUUCUUUCACCGAGCAAUUAAGGCUUAUAACACAGGGACGCGUAAGCGUAGGAAAAUACAUGGUGAUAAUUAUGGCGAUGUCCGUUGGCAUAAGACUGGUCGCACAAAACCUGUUAUCAUAGAUGGAAUUCAAAGAGGGUGUAAGAAGAUUAUGGUUCUUUAUAUAAGCCCAGCUAAGGGUGGGAAAGCGGAGAAGACUAAUUGGGUGAUGCACCAGUAUCACCUCGGAACUGGGGAAGAUGAAAGGGAAGGGGAAUAUGUUGUGUCUAAAGUAUUUUAUCAGCAGCAGCAGCAGGUCAAGCAGGGUGAAAAAAAUGAACAAGAAUUUCCCGAGGAUUCCGAGUGUCUGGUUGCUAAAGUAGAUCCACAUACUCCCAAGUCCGUGACUCCUGAACCCCCUCGCGUUGAGAGACUAUCUUCUAGUGUGGAUGCAAGACAGGAAAUUGCUGCUUCUAUCAUCAGUCCCAUUGGCCAGUGCCACGAGGUUGAGGAUUAUAUAGAAAAUGACAUGAGAGCUCUUCCCGAGCAGACCGAGAAUCAAGGUCAAAUCAUAGAGAAUCAAAUUGAUGAAACCGGGACAAAAGUUGAGACUGAGGCUGGUGAUGACCCGAAAUGGUGGGACAGCGAGUCGCAAUAUUUGCUAGAUUCUCAGCAACUUGUGGAAGGGCUAUCCUUAUGUGAUGAUCUUCUCGCGAGCCAGUCUCCAAAUAGGGAUGGUAACGAAAACGACAAAGUGCAGAACUGUAAACCUAAGCUUGCUGAUUAUGCGCGUUUAGGACCCGAGGAUCUGAAGAAGGAUCUGGAGGAAUGCCAACAGUUCGUUCUUGAUCCAGCCAACAUAGAGAUGGACACACCACCUGAUUUCCGGCUUAGUCAACUUGAGUUUGGAUCACAGGACAGUUACAUCGCAUGGGGUGGGAACAAGUAUGGUUUUGAUUCGCAAAACCUUUGAUAUCACAGAUGCCAUCGAGAUUGCUAGUCCUUACGCAUCAGAUUUUUGUCAAGCUUGUGGUGAAACAAUGUCUACCGCAACUAUUACUUGAUGCAACUUACUGUUUUGUAACCAAUGCGUGGCAAUGCCUCAAAGGCGCGUUAAAGCUUUUUGUGCAAGAACGUUGACCGAUCUGGAUUUCUUGCUUGUUUAACCUUGUACAUAAAAGUUUAUAACUGCAUAACUAAGGUUGUUUAGUACUACUAUUUCCUAUGUAAGUUUGCAACUUUUUGCUUGCUCAGCUGGUUUGUGCAUGUUAGAACUCUUCUUGUCUA